AUGUCGGACCUCAGGGAGAUCCUCGAUAGACUUGGAUUGUCCCAGUACCUGGGGCGCCUCAUCGAGGAAGGCUUUGAUCGGUGGGAUACUAUUUUGGAUAUCCAAGAGACUGAUUUAUCGUAUAUGGGGUUUAAACUAGGGCAUCGUCGGGUUCUUCAAAGGGCUAUAGCACGGGAAAGAGGCAUACCCGAACACGAACCGAUUCCAUGGCUUUGCUCGCAACCCUUUUCGGAGGAUGCUGGUGAUGAACCCGACGAUAAUUCCUCCCCGCGGGGUUUUAGACCCGACUAUAAGGGGGUAGUUCAGACGAAGCGAAAGUACCGUCGACAUCCUCGGCCCGAUGAAAACGCACCAGAGAAGCCACCAUCCGCAUACGUGAUGUUCGCUAAUAAUGUCCGCGAAGAACUCAAAGGUCAAAAUCUCUCGUUUACCGAGAUAGCCCGUUUAGUCGGUGAUCGGUGGAAGGUGCUGCCCCCCGAGCAGAAAGAAGAGUACGAGUACAGAGCCGGUGUCAUGAAAGAUCGCUACAACCAAGAAUUAGCUGCGUAUAAAAAGACAGACCAGUUUAAAGAGUAUUCACAGUACCUACUCGAGUUCAAAAACAAGGAAGCCGCAAAGGAGGCCGGAGAAGCAUCUUUCAAUCCUACGACAGAUAUACCUCGAAAACGACCCAAGUUAGAAAGCCUUCCAUCCCAAGGUUCCACGCAUAGUUCCUUACCUGGUUCUAGUAUCACAUCCACUGGGGGACAGGCUCCCCAGCCGAUUCAAUCUCGAACACAGCAACCGCAGGAUGCGGCCGGAAGUCCGAGUUACCCACAUGCACAGCCGACGAGUAUGGCCAUGAGCCAAUAUUCUUCUCAGCAUGGAAGACGAGAGUCAUAUCACUCGCCCUUCACACAACCGUCUACUCCAGCUUCUCAAAUGGUUAGCCCUAUCGCUUUUUCAGAUGCUGCAUCAACAGCCAGUAAUCAUAGCCUUCGACAGUACCAGUCUGGACCACCCGAUUCCGUCAUGCUGCCGUUCCGUGAUAGUCCCGGCCGAUCGAACCAUGGUCAUUAUUAUGAACCGACUCGAACACAGCCACUGCAUGGAGGGGGCCAUCCUGAAACCUUCGAUCAGGGACCAGGGCUGAUGCAGCUGCCCAAAAUCAAUCACCAACCGCAUAUACAACAAAAUUUGUCGUUUUCGAGAGGGCAGCCGUCGCCUGGCGACUCACCAUCUCAGAAUCCGCGAAGAUCAGGAAGCAUAUCGGGUAUGUCAUAUACACAACAACGUCCCACAUUUCAUUCGUCGGAUACCCUGUCCACGCAGAAUUCGGUGGGCAGCAGCGGUAGCUCUUCGGUACCAUCGCUGACACCAGCAACGUCUUCAGACGGCGAUGGCCGUCAAAUGCAUGCGCAUAAUUCCCUCCGAGCGCUGCCUCCCUUGCGAAACCCAAGUCCGUCGUCACACCCGCCACAGAGAGGUUCGUCAGGUUACUUUACGCAACGACCAACGAGAGAAAUGAGUGGGAGUGGAAACGGUGGAGGAAACGGUACUGGAUAUCCAGGGCACGGGUCGACAUCUUCAUCACCUCGUAGUCAGCUGCCGUCACUUGUGGAACAGACAAUGCAAGAACCCCCUCGAAGGAGCGGCGAUGGAACGGACCACUCGUGA
Messenger RNA from Orbilia oligospora ATCC 24927, 1656 nucleotides. RefSeq lists its product as uncharacterized. Bases 1 to 1656 code for a protein of 551 amino acids. Gene Ontology annotation, molecular function: protein binding. Gene Ontology annotation, cellular component: nucleus. Lineage: Eukaryota; Fungi; Ascomycota; Orbiliomycetes; Orbiliales; Orbiliaceae. The transcript is spliced from 6 exons. Gene Ontology annotation, biological process: regulation of gene expression. The record is from RefSeq and is a predicted model, not a curated record.